This is a messenger RNA of Camelina sativa (false flax), 681 nucleotides long. RefSeq lists its product as uncharacterized. The record is from RefSeq and is a predicted model, not a curated record. NCBI's taxonomy places the organism in Eukaryota, Viridiplantae, Streptophyta, Magnoliopsida, Brassicales, Brassicaceae.
AUGGACGGAACUCAUGUAUGUGUUAAAGUAAAGCCUGAAAUACAAGUCAUGUAUUGGAACAGACACGACUAUGCAAGCAUCAACAUAAUGGCAAUUUGUGAUAUGAAUAUGCUAUUCACAUACGUAUGGAAUGGAGCACUGGGUUCAUGUCAUGAUACAACUGUCCUUUCACUUGCACAAAAUGGCGAUUCUGAAUUUCCAUUACCACCUACAGACAAGUAUUAUGUAGUUGACUCUGGGUAUCCUAAUAAGCAAAGAUUUUUAGCUCCUUAUAGGUCAACACGAAAUAGAGUUGUGAGAUAUCACAUGUCACAGUUUUAUACUAGUCCUCCUCCGAGAAAUAAGGAAGAAUUGUUUAAUAGGUCUCAUGCAUCUCUUCGAUCUAUCAUUGAACGCACUUUUGGAGUGUGGAAGAAGAAAUGGAGAAUUUUAACCGAUUUUCCGAGAUAUGAUAUGGAUAUCCAAAAGAGAGUAAUUAUUGCAAGAAUGGGUCUUCAUAAUUUUACUAGAGUUUCAAAUUUUAUAGAUGCAGAUUUUGUGGAAGAUUUUACAGAAACUCAAACUGAGGAUCAAGACAAUGCAUCUUAUGAGCUUGAUGAAGCAGAGAAUGCAGAUGGACAACACAUGGCGAACAUUCGAGAAACUAUCGCAACUAUGUUAUGGAAAAACCAGAGUAUUUGA